AUGGCAGCCUUCCGUCUCUUCUUUCUUCUUUCCCUCGCCACCAUUAUCUCCCCUUCGUUCUCCCGUUCCCUUUCCCAAAGCCCAACCCCUACCCCAAACCAAAACCAGUCUCUUGCCGCUACUCUGCCAGCUCCGAAGCCCGGUCCCAUCGAGUCCAACGCGAGGAACUACACCAAGGUGUGCGACCGCGCCCGCUUCGCCGACAUCGGCCUCGACAUGGAUGACUUCACCUACUGUGAUAUGUCGCUGCCAUACGAGGUGAGGGUGGAGGACCUUAUUGGCAGGAUGACUCUCGCCGAGAAGGUCGCCCAGCUAGGUGACCGGGCUGGUGGAGUCGGCCGGAUUGGGCUUGCCAACUAUCGCUGGUGGUCGGAAGCUUUGCAUGGCGUCUCGGACGUUGGCCAUGCAACGUACUUUGGUGACAUCGUCACUGGUGCAACGAGCUUCCCUACCCCAAUCCUCACUGCCGCCUCCUUCAAUGAGUCUUUGUGGUUAAGUAUCGGUCAGGUCACAUCCACGGAAGCAAGGGCUAUGUAUAAUUUAGGCCACAGUGGAUUGACCUUCUGGAGCCCAAAUAUCAAUCUUGUCAGAGAUCCAAGAUGGGGCAGAGCUCUAGAGACGCCAGGAGAGGAUCCAUUCAUGGCUGGCCGCUACGCUGUCAACUUUGUCAGGGGCAUGCAGGAUGUCGAAGGAUCAGAGGUUGCUAAGGACAUGAACUCCAGGCCCCUGAAGACCUCAGCUUGUUGCAAACACUACGCUGCCUAUGAUGUUGACAAUUGGUUCUUCCAUGAACGAUACUCUUUUGAUGCAAGGGUCACCGAGCAAGACAUGGUUGAGACCUUUGUUCGUCCCUUUGAAAUGUGUGUCAGGGAAGGUGAUGCCAGUAGCAUCAUGUGCUCCUACAAUCUCGUCAAUGGCAUACCAGUGUGCGCCGAUGCUAGGCUAAUGUCUCAGACCAUCCGUAAUGAUUGGCAAUUUAAUGGUUAUAUUGUCUCCGACUGUGACUCGGUUGCUGUCAUGGUUGAAAAUGUCAAAUGGCUUAGUGAUACUGCUGAGGAUGCUGUCGCUCAAGUGAUGAAAGCUGGGUUGGAUUUGGACUGUGGAUACCCCAAAGAUCCAUAUUAUGAGACCUACACUUUGUCGGCAGUGGCCCAAGGGAAAGUCAGGGAGGCUGACAUUGAUAAUGCUCUGAAGAACCUGUAUAUGGUCCUCAUGAGGGUUGGAUUCUUCGACAGCUUGCUGGCCUACGAGUCCCUUGGAGUUAUGGAUGUCUGCACCAAUGGGAACAUUGAGUUGGCCACUGAUGCUGCCAGGCAAGGAAUGGUCCUUCUGAAGAACAAUCUCACAUUGCCUUUGGACGCAAAGAAGCUUGGCCUUGUUGCUUUGGUUGGUCCCCAUGUCCAAACCACCAAGACUAUGAUUGGAAAUUACGCAGGCGUACCCUGUCGAUAUACAUCACCCUUUGAUGCUAUUACAAAAGAGGUUAAAGUUGACUACAAGCAGGGUUGUCGUAAUGUGGCUUGCACCUCCCAAGACGGUAUUGUUCGGGCUGUCAACGCUGCGAAGACUGCCAAUGCCACGAUCAUCAUUGCUGGAUUGGAUCUUGGAGUGGAAGCUGAGAGUCUAGACCGGUCAAAUCUUCUCCUUCCUGGCUUCCAAGCUAAGCUCAUCAACGAUGUUGCAGAUGCUUCCAAAGGCCCUGUAGUUUUGGUGAUCUUAUCCGGUGGAGGUGUUGAUAUCUCCUUUGCUCAGAACCAUCCUAAGAUUGGUGCCAUCAUCUGGGCUGGAUAUCCUGGUGAGGAAGGAGGCCAAGCAAUAUCUGAUGUCAUCUUUGGACACUACAAUCCAGGAGGAAGGCUACCCUUGACAUGGUACAAGAAUGACUAUGUGGACAUUAUCCCCAUGAUCUCCAUGAAACUACGUCCAAUCGAUGAGUUGGGUUACCCUGGUCGAACCUACAAGUUCUUCAAUGGCACUGUCCUCUACCCCUUCGGCUAUGGGCUCAGUUACACUACUUUCGAGUACAGCAAGCUCAACUACGAGACGAGCUCCAUCACUAUUAACAUCAACUCCACGCAGUAUUGCAAGCCGCUCUCCAUGAAGCCCAACGCCACUGCUCCACACUGCCCAGCUGUCGAUAUCACCAGCUUGCCAUGCGACGAGGAGAUCACCUUCGACGUCGAGGUCGCCAACACAGGCAAUAUGGAUGGCAGCGAAGUCGUUCAGGUGUACUUCAAGCCUCCGCCGGAGGUCGCUGAUGCCCCUCUGAAGCAGUUGGUGGCAUUCCAGAGGGUGUUCGUGCCGUCGAAAGGAAGAAGUAAGCUGAGCUUCAGCCUAGAUGCCUGCAAGGCAUUGACCUUGGUGGAGAAGACGGCAUACGUUGUGGUGCCUUUAGGGAAGAGCACCAUUGUGAUUGGCAAUGGCGAUGGCGAAAUUUCUUUUUCAGUGGAUGUCAAGCUCCAAAUUUAG
This is a messenger RNA of Elaeis guineensis (African oil palm), 2469 nucleotides long. RefSeq names its product beta-xylosidase/alpha-L-arabinofuranosidase 1-like. The record is from RefSeq and is a predicted model, not a curated record. Gene Ontology annotation, molecular function: alpha-L-arabinofuranosidase activity; xylan 1,4-beta-xylosidase activity. Gene Ontology annotation, biological process: arabinan catabolic process; xylan catabolic process. Lineage: Eukaryota; Viridiplantae; Streptophyta; Magnoliopsida; Arecales; Arecaceae.